AUGUCAUUUCGCUUGUUCAGUUCACGGAAAAAGAAGCUGAGGACUACGGAGACCUCCUUUGAGGCUUCUUCUCCUGCCCGGGAUACCCCGCAUCAUAACAACAGCACCUAUCUUGUUGAAUCGUUAACCAGCAAUAAGCAAAAUGUACAGCAAUUACAACAGGUUUUGAAUGAAAAAGUGGGCUUGAAUCUAGGAAACCCAAAGGCAAUAUAUAACCUCUACUGUUUGGAUUUGUUCAAUAAUAGCAACAAUAACAAUGAUGAUGAUAAUGAUAAGCUGUCGAAGAAAAAAUCGGGCACAAGCUUAAGCAGAAGCAAUUCCUUAAGGAGAUUUCUAUCUAAUGAUUACCAACUAACAAAAUCCAUAUCUGCAUCGAGUAAUAAGUCAAAUAAUACCAUCAGCUCUCAGAAGCUGAUAAGUCAUCAUCUCAAUCCACUUCGUCUAUUAAGAACACGAUCAGUAUCCGAGAAACAGAAACCCAAUUUUGAAAGUGUUGAGCCUAAAACUCUUGCCAUUGAUAAUCCAAUUAGUUCUGAAACUUCAGCACAAGUGGAGGUUGAGUCUCAAACAAGUGAUGAGAGAUAUCAAAAUCAACAUAACAAACAUAAUGAACGGCUAUAUCAAACUACUUCAUCGCAAGAUUCGGUGGUGACAGAACAAAUCAGGAUCUCUGUGGUAAACGCUAAUGAUAAGAUUUUUUUCCCAACAGCAAUACCAUCAGAGAGAUUAUCUAGAGGUAGCCGGGUUAACAGAAGUCUUAAUAACAAUGUUGCCGCGUCAUUAGAUGAAGAGGCUCGGAAUUACGAAAAUCGCUCCAGGAGAAGUUUAUCCCGUGAUGCAGAAACUGGCACAACCGGUGAUAGUGGGGACGAUGAUAGCAAUCAUGGUAGUGAUAAUAGUGAGGAUUAUAGUGACGCCAACUUGCAUACAUUUGCUGUUAUUGUAUCUAUCCCAAGAUCUCUCAAAAAGACAUUACCAGAUGAUGAGCACAGUUUGUAUCUUGAUUUGGAAGAAAACGAUAAUUCAUCAGUUGAUAGCUCGCGAUCAUUUGAUAGUUUGUCUUCCACCAGUAUUGUAUCUAGCGAUUUUUGUGGAAGGAGCACAUCAGUCAGUCAUAUCAACUCUAAUAGUGCGUCGUCACUAGCGAAAUCUGGUUUCUUUACAAAGACAGAUAUCGAUUUAUCACAGAUGAAUGUUGCUCUCAAUUUAGUUUGCAAAAUAUUUUGGAAAGAAUUACCUUAUGAAAUAGGAGAAAAGCCUCCGAAACUUCAAAAUGAAACAUUUUUGGUAGGAGAGUCCAAAUUGCUGUUGAAUUUAUUGAAGGAUUUCAAUUACUUUGUUCCUGCUGAUGAUGGAAUUGACAAGGAAUUGUUCAAAAAAAGUCUUUCUCUCUUAUCUAGUACCAGUGUGGCUGUAUCUGAACAUGUGAAUGAUUCAGAUACCUUGCUGAAUAAGAGGAAGAAGAUUCUUGUUGGAAGUUGUGAAACUCAACCUUUGCAGAGGGUUAAACUCAAAACCCUUGACCAAGUAAAGGAAGGUAGCUAUUUCGAUAGAGAGUCCUUUUUGGGUGAAUAUCGAGAAAGUUCUAAUCCUGAAAAUGAUAAUUCUGAAGGAUUCAAAUAUCCAGCUGGUGAUUAUGUGUUUAUUAUCCCAACGGUUCUUGACUCAUCUUUUCCUGAAACGAUCAGAGCACCUCACGCAUCUUUGAAUUAUAAAUUGAACUUACUAUUAAAGAGAUUCUAUUCUACCAAUAAUUCUGGUUUUCAUGGGUCUCACGACCAGUCCUCUAUUGUUGCUAAACGAUUAUCCAUUGGCAAAUCAUUGAAGAGAAUCACCCUGAAUUUCACUAUUGAUUCCCGUUUCAACAAUAAUGAGUUAUCCAGCAAAGAUGUUGAUAAUGCUAAUGAUUUGGAAAUCCACGAAAUAUCCACCUCAAGCGCUACCGAAAAUAUGCAGAACCAAGAAUCUAUGGACAGGGUCACGGUAAUUAAGUCACAUAGUGGCAGCACCAUAUCGAGAGAUCAGGGCAAGCACUCCGCCAUCAAGCGAGAAUUGAUCAACAAAUCAUUUAGAAUCCCGGUGAUCAGAACCCCACCUCCUCUAUCAUCUGCAUUGAAUAAACCAAUCUAUGUUCGUAGGAUUUGGAAUGACUGCAUGUCAUAUGAAUUGACUUUUCCUACAAAGUUUGUUAGGCUAAACAGCGAAAUACCAAUUAAUAUUGAACUAUUGCCUUUGAAUAAAGAUAUUUCGAUAAAGAAAAUCAGGAUCAAUGUUUUAGAAAGAGUCUCAUAUGUAUCAAAGGAUAUGGCUCAUGAAUAUGAAGAGGGGAGACGUAAUUCCAAGGACCACAAUAUCAAGGAACGGGUGGUGGCAUUGUCCGAAUUAAGAACCACUCAAGAAGGGGGGUAUGCAAUAAGAGAGGAUGUUUUGGUAUUACCAGAAGAUAAACCCUAUAAAAGUAAAGAAUUCUUUGGGAACACCGAUCCAGAAGAUGAGAAGAAAAACAAUCUAUUAUCUCUUUGUUUCAAUGAUUUGAAAAAACUCAAGGAGGAAGCGUCCAAGAAGAAGAAGAAAAACGGCAAAGACGAUGAGAGAAAUGAAGAAGUUUUAAUAGACAGACCAUUAAGGGUUCAAAUCCCAUUAUUUUUCAAAGGCAUUAAAUCCCAAAACCACCAAUACCAUAGUGGUAAUCACUUGACGAGUGAAGAAAUUUCAAAUGUGAGCGCAGAAAUGUUGAGAAAGAAAAAGCCAUCUACUAAGAAUCCCAAGUUACCAGAUGAUUAUAUUUGUCUCGGGGGUACUGAGCAAGACUUGGACAUGGAGUUGGUUAAUUCGAAAACUAAAGUCAAGUAUGGUGAUUCGGGAUUCAUGAAAGUUGCCCGCCACUCUCCAGGUCUGUGUGACAACUCUUUGAUUGAUUAUGAGACUAUACACCUUCUAAUUCCUGAAUUAUAUCCUGAUAGUAAUCAUUUCAAUUAUAUCACAGUCCUGCAUCGUCUUCAAAUUUGCUUCCGUAUUAGCAAAAAAGAACCGUCGCUAGAUCCAAAAAAUCCUUCCCUGACAAAGACACACCGUUAUGAGGUCAUUAUUGAUGCACCUAUUGUAUUGGUUUCUGAGCUUUGUGAUGAUGACAAUACAGUGCUCCCAAGGUACUUGGAAUCGGCCCCGCUAGAUUCUGUGGUGUUGAAUAACUCCUUCGCUAAUGAUUCUGAAAUGGAAGCUUUUCGCAGACUCAAUAAACACUUCGACGAGCCUCAAGAGCAUCUACCAACUUUCGAAGAGGCCACUUCGAAAUUUGUAUCACUGAUUCAACAGGGAAGCAAUAUUGAUAAUUACGUUUUGGAAAAUACUAAACAUUAUGGUAGCCAGGAUAUCCCAUUAGAUGAUAAUCUAAACCAAGAGUUCCAUUCUCGAAUGUUUGUAUCACCACCCUCCCCUUCCCGGUCCCCGCCAAUAAUGAGUGAGAUUCCUUUAUCUAGGCACGGAAAUGUUGAUGGAAUAAGUAGGAAAAGUGUUGGUGGGAUACAUGAAGUUUUGGCACUUGAUGAAGCAAUAACCUCAAAGAGAGCUGGCGAAAGUGCAAGUACCUCAAGAAUUAGAAAUAUUGUGGGACAGAAGUUGGAGUUAAAUUUGCCUAGCUAUGAAGAUACCAUUAGGUAUGAUAAUGUUGCGAAAGAAAACUAG
Molecule: messenger RNA, 3684 nt
Organism: Saccharomycopsis crataegensis
Lineage: Eukaryota; Fungi; Ascomycota; Saccharomycetes; Ascoideales; Saccharomycopsidaceae
Product: Ecm21 protein
Exons: 1
Coding region: 1-3684 (1227 amino acids)
Biological process (GO): ubiquitin-dependent endocytosis
Cellular component (GO): cytoplasm; cytosol
Molecular function (GO): ubiquitin protein ligase binding; protein-macromolecule adaptor activity
Source: RefSeq, a predicted model, not a curated record